CGUCAGUACCUAACGCUAACCAGCCCUAUUAAAAAACAAAAAAAAAAAUCUAAAAUGAUAAUUUUUUAUGGAUGAGCCUCUGCAUGCAUUUUACAGCAAUGUCGAUUUCUUGUUCUUCUUUCUUCAUUCCGUACUCUCACCCUCGCUUCCUUCCUCCCCGCUUCCACCGUUGCGUCUUCUUCGGCGUUGCUUCCCGCCAAAAGCCCAUCAAUCCAAGGGAAACCAUUAACUCUGCCACGGUUGCAAGCUUCAUUCCACCUAUGGCAAGGAGCCUGUAUUCUAUGAAUAGAGAGCCCAUGGUGCCACCUUACAAUGUCCUAAUCACUGGCUCAACCAAAGGAAUAGGGUAUGCACUAGCUAAAGAGUUUCUAAAGGCAGGUGACAAUGUCUUGAUUUGCUCAAGGUCAGCUGAGAGUGUGGAAUCUACUACUCGGAGCUUGAGAGAAGAAUUUGGAGAGCAUCGUGUGUGGGGUACAAAAUGUGAUGUAAGAGAAGGACAAGAUGUGAAAGAUUUAGUUGCAUUUGCACAAGAAAACCUCAAGUACAUUGAUAUAUGGAUUAACAAUGCAGGGUCAAAUGCAUACAGCUAUAAGCCUUUAGCAGAAGCAUCAGAUGAAGAUCUUAUUGAAGUUGUCACUACAAACACCCUUGGUUUAAUGAUAUGUUGUCGAGAGGCAAUUAAAAUGAUGUUGAAACAACCUCGAGGGGGCCAUAUAUUCAACAUAGAUGGAGCUGGUUCUGAUGGAAGGCCGACCCCAAGAUUUGCUGCAUAUGGGGCAACCAAGCGCAGUGUGGUGCAUUUAACAAAAUCAUUACAGGCUGAGUUGCAGAUGCAGGAUGUUCAGAAUGUGGUGGUGCAUAAUUUGUCGCCUGGAAUGGUCACAACUGAUCUUCUUAUGUCAGGAGCUACUACAAAGCAGGCCAAGUUUUUCAUUAAUGUUUUGGCAGAACCAGCAGAAGUGGUUGCAGAAUACCUCGUUCCAAAUAUAAGAUCUAUCCCUGCCAAUGGAUCAAUGAAGCCUACAUAUAUUCGAUUUCUUACCGGCAUAAAAGCCUACUCACAAAUAUUCUCAAGACUAGCUUUCGGUGCAAGAAGAAACAGAUACGUGCUUGAGGAUUGAAGAUUAUGGGUUUUUGUUUGUUUGUAUUUUUUUUUUUUAUUUCCACAAAAAAUGUGUAUUGUAAAUUUGUAGGUUAUUCCAAUUUCAGGCUGUUUCUUUUUUCACUGAUAGAUUCGGUCUAUUUAUUUUAGCAUUGAUAGAUUUGUUUUUCA
Molecule: messenger RNA, 1273 nt
Organism: Manihot esculenta (cassava)
Lineage: Eukaryota; Viridiplantae; Streptophyta; Magnoliopsida; Malpighiales; Euphorbiaceae
Product: chlorophyll(ide) b reductase NOL, chloroplastic
Exons: 13
Coding region: 72-1121 (349 amino acids)
Molecular function (GO): oxidoreductase activity
Source: RefSeq, a predicted model, not a curated record